Messenger RNA from Amoebophrya sp. A25, 7551 nucleotides. Lineage: Eukaryota; Dinophyceae; Syndiniales; Amoebophryaceae. The record is from the annotation of a GenBank genome assembly.
AGAACGAAGAGUAAGAUGUUGGCGAUCUUCUAAGCACUCCUUCAGACUACAUCAUCGCUUUCGUUUUCAAUCAUAACGAUAAUGAAUUACGAAUAACAUCUUUAAGAUCAUUAUGUUGUGGGCAUUAAGAGGUUGUAAGACUAUUAAGAGCUAAAUAUAAGUACUUAAAGUUGAGGAUAAAACGAAGCAUAUGUACGUGCUAUAAUCACUGUGUUAAAUAAGGCUUGAUUAAGUUUCAGUACGUAGUCCUGUAGAUGAUUAUGCACUCGCAAAUUAUUAGUCGGAUUCGAAUACGGAUUCGGAUUCGGGAGUAGGUCGAUGUUCAUUGUGAGAUUAGGUGGAUUCACUCUGAAGUACGAGAAGAAGAUCGAUCACAUUUCUAUUACGAUCGUUAAGUAAACGCAAGCAACAAGAUGGGUAACGCCUCGUCGGUACCGAACCGUAAGGGCAAGACCCGAAUGGUUUCCGUGAAGGCUACCUCGCCUUACGAGCGUGGUUAUAAAAUUGGUCGCCUCAUUUUGGAUGAUGUGCUCGCUAUGUAUGGAAAAAAGGUGGAAACGUACGAGAAAGCAAAUGAUAUUUUUCACCCGGAUAUCUUGGGAGAAUGGGAUACCAUGGCGGAACAGGCAGUUGACACAAUGGAAGUACUUCUAGAUUCUAGUUCUAAAAGACAUACCAUUACCAGAAUCAAUACGCUUGCACUCGCUAGAAGAAGGACUGAUGUUCUUUCGUAACUACAUUUAUAGGAAGAUAUAGAUAUCGUAGUUUAUUUUGCGAUACAAAUAUGAAGUGUCACAUUUUUGAUUCUUAUGAGGAACAUUGUCAUAAUUUUUCGAAAAUAACAAAAUCAGCAUUUUGCGCCGAUCUCGUAUGCGGAGUUUGUGGGUACUGUUGCUGGCAUGAAGGCUCAAUAUGCCAAGGAGAAGGCAGCUGCAGGUGGAAGUGAAGAACCCGAGCCCAUGUUUUUUUAUGAUUCUGAUCAGAGUAAUAAAAAUGAUGAUUGAAAAAUGGAGUACACUUGACUUGUAGUUGUACUUGAGUAGUCCUAAUUACAUCUGCAGUGUUCUAGUUACCAGAAGUAGAGUAUUCGUUGCUUGUCUCUAGUACUUGGUUCGUCGCAACAGGUUUUUCUUGUUACUUAAUUCAUUGAAUUUGAAGUCUUUUUCACUUCUGAGUCUCUACCAUUCUUCUAAUCUGCGCAAAUCGCAAUGAGGUUAGUAGUGGACUAUGAACUAUUGAUGGCGCAGAUUUACAAGCGGGGUGCUGAGAACUUCGAUACUCAUGGCGAGCGGUUGGACCAGAAGUUGAAUGCUAUGAAGCACGCGGCUUUCGUUGCGCGCGCACGACAGGGCCUGCUGCAUCAAGAGGCUAACGGACAGCUAACCGUGGACGCAAACGGAAAACUAGUUGAAGCCAAAGGACCGAAAAAGAAGCUUCGUGGCUAUUUCAAAAACGGUGGAAAAUUUGACCACGGUUAUGUCUUCAUUUAUCUCUCCUCGGUUUAUGUAGCUAGAUUUGAAAGAAAGUAGGAUUUCGAUUGGAUCUUGAUGUCCAGUGAAUGAGUAUUAGAAGAGCGGAAACAACUGUUGAAUAGUGGAAAUCAAAUUAAUUUGAAACAAGGCUGAAUAAAUACAAAACUUGUACAUGUACUGGUAAAAUACAGCUUAUACAUAGAUUUAUACAUAUAAAUAUAGUACAAGAAGAGCAGCAACAUCAUCUUGUUCCUACUGUUGGAAGAUCAUUUUUUUUUCUUUUAAGAAAAAUGGUCGAUUUACUGAACCUCUUCGAGCAUUGAUGGCGAUGCUCGACUUCCUGAAACAACAGGCCCGAGUACAAGUACUGGACAUCUAGGACAUCUACUUCUUAUAACCUUUACCUUAUUUAUAUAUGUUCCAGGGGUGGAGGCUCCCCCCCUGUGGAUGGAGCGGUGGUGGCGUCCGCGCGCUCCUUUUUCCGCGGUGGUGACAUGUAAGGACCUCCGGGGGCCAAGGCCUCAAAAGGCGGGGCCGGAGGCUCCUGGCGGCUCUCCGCAUGUGCCGACUCUUGGACCUUAUCAGGGGGACGGCCUCCGGGAGAGGAAGGCCGCAGAAGGCGGCCACGGUCGCGAGGCUUGGCCCCUUUGGCCCUCGUCCGCCACCACCAAGCGCCCGGGGGGUUGAGGACCAAAAGCGGGGAGGAGUGGGGGAAAGGCGUGCCCGCCUGGGUUCUGUCGGAUACUUACAUGCAGCACGGCGGAAGGGGUCAAGCCUUGCCACCUGCUUCCCUCGGAGGCCUUUCACCUCCCAAGAGACUCCCCCAGUGAGGAACCCGCACCCUGGAGGUCUGUAGGGUACACACAACAAGCCGCAACAAGCCAAAGGGCGCCCAGCCUUGCCGUCUUUGCCACCUUCGGAAGUCUUGCAUCCCCGGCCUUCGGUGCUUCAACGGCCACAGGGAUGGGGGCCCUGCUGGGUCCAGACAAGAAGCGGGAAGGGGUCGGAGGUGGGCUUUUGGAGGCCGUCCCCCCUCAAAAAGUUACAUCGGGGAGGGCCUUGGCCCCUGGACCCUGGAACAGACCUAUUUAUUUUGCUCUAAGUCGUAUAAUAUUUUGAUUUUUCGAGUUCGAGACGAGCAGACUUCUGAGAUUCUUCUAAUGUUUUCCGGCUGGCAACGAGCCAACUACCGAGGCAGUGAAUGAUGCUGCUGUGGCAGACGCACUCAAUGCGCAGCUCCCGGCCUCCUCAGAGCAAACCGGUACCGCUAGUGCCUCACAAGCUUCGGGUUCCUCGUCUGGAGUUGCUGGCUCAGAAGUCACCCAGAGCGAGGCCCCUGAGGAGGAGGAAGAAGAAGCGGAAGAGGAAUACGAAGACGAGGAAGACUAAGGCAUCAAGAAGUUUCGUGUUCUUUCAAUAUCGAUAGUUGGCCAUGAUGCUGCAUCUGCAAGACACAGCCGCGUUAUAUAUAGAUAUGUCAGUUUCGACAUAGCCUCGUCAAGCAACACGAUCACGAGCGAAACAAGAAGGUCAAUCUAUACAACAACGUUCACCACGUCGUCGAGUAGCACUAGCGACCAUUUGGUUAUUACUCAAAGAUGAUAGUAGUUGUAGUUUCAAUGAAUUUCAAAAUAGUCUAGCACGUCCUCUAAGAAAGGGAAGUGUCAGAUGUGGAAGACGAGGAAGCGGAAAGCGAAAGUGACGGUAGUCAUCUUUCGAGCUCGAAAAGAUCCGACACAUCGGCACAGGCGACCGUCGAGGGACCGCGGGAGUCGAAGGGAAGAGAAACUAAGAACGACGCGGAAGGACCCCGUAAAGGCCCGCCAGCGCCAGCUCCCCUCGUAGUGACAUCCAAGAACCUGAUCCCACCUCAAUCCUCGCCAGGAGUUAGGACUAUUGACAGUUAACAUUCUCUUUCUCAUUCGGACGCUUCUUAUAGAUAUUCGUGCAAAGUAGGUAGAUAGACAUAGCAAAAAUACUACAAGAAGCACGUCGUAGUAUCAGUAUUUUUAAGCGAUAUUUUUUAUAGAUAAACGAAGCCCAAGCCGUUAGGGGUAGGGCUAGGGGCUGGGUCUUCGUGAUGAUGAAGAAAGAUAGGGAUGUUCCAAUUGCAGGCGAGAAAUAGUACUCCCUUUAGUACUACAUGAUGAAUGUACUAGUGCUUAUCAUUUUCAGUUAGUCUUAUUCUAUAACGCGAAUGAUAACACCAAUAAUGAAGUAAAAGAUGUAAAUGAGGAAUUAGUUGAUGCUGACAGCCAGCUCUAAACUCGAUGAUGCGAGCUCUUCCGCAGUCGUAAGCGUAACGUCAGAUGUUGACUCAGACGCCUAUUUUCUGAAGCAGGCAAAUGCAAACAAUGGCGGUUCUGGCGAACCAACAUCUCCAGUACUAAUGAUUCUUGACGGCCAUCUUCGAAGAUGAUUCAUAUUGAUGUUUUCUCGUCCCUGUAACAACUUCAUCGAAAAAAAUCUUCUACAGAUGCCUGCUGAACUCGAGCCAGGAUGCACUGGGAUAGCAACACUCUAUGGUGGGAUGUAUCCGCAUCAUCGUGUAAUCUCGGGACAAACAAAUGAUGAAAAUCCCGAACUUUUCGACGACGCAAAGCAUGACGUUGUAAUCGUCCACACGCGCGAAAAUGAAGUACUUCUAUUUUUUACUUAAGUGCACCAGCACCUCGUUGGGGUACAACUAGACUAGUCAACUCUCAAUCCAUAGAUUAUUUGCGCAAAAAGCAUUGCCUAUCUAUGUUGCCAUUGCUAAUCCAAUAGGCUCCGCCUGCGAGCAUCGGUAAUGAGGAGACACAAGAAGAGCAAGACCCUGAUCCGCCCCUUCACUUAUGGCAUCUUGGGCUUAUCCAUAGAGAUUGAAGGUAGAGCUGAGUUUUCCAUAUCCCAUAUAGGUUGGGUGUAGGUUUUUUCAGCUAGAACUAGUUAUAGUUAUAGUACUAUUGGAGAAGGAACUUGUCUUAUUCUGGGUACUCAAUUCUAAUCUCUGCUGAGGAUGAGGCCGAGGAAGCGGCUUUAUUCGCUUCGGAAUUGCAGCGCUGGGAUGCUUGGGCAAAGACUCGGUCUACUCAGUUUCUGCUUCCGUUGUUGAAGAAGGACAUCGCUAGUUUUGUGGAGGAGAUGAAGCAGCAGAACAUCACCAUCACCGUAGAAGAUCUUGAGUGGUCUGAGCUGCUCUACAAGGAACCCUGUGCGAGUAUGAUCUACACCCAUCCGGGUAUCGCGGCAUAUAUGGGCCUCAACGCUCACGGAGUCUCCGUUUUAUGGCAGUACAUCGAUACCGGCGAACGAGGUGACCUCAGUGGCUGCCUGGCGGUCGUCACGAACACUUAAGGCAUUGGCAUGAUAACCAUAGAUAACGCAGAAUAAAAAUAUGGUGUGCUUAAAUGAAGAUGAGUAACAACAGAUGCAUAUGUUUUUUAUGUAUGAUUCAAAAUAGAGAAGUUCAAUGUCGAUGUCUGUAGAUGUCGUGAUCUCGAUCUUCACAUCAAAUAAAAUCAUGUCUCUUCCAUUUGAUAAUCUUCUAAGAUAUGCUUAUCCGUGAGAUGCUUCUUUUGCCCAGUGCCAAGCACUGCCUCGCGUACCUUCACACCCUCUUCAACGAGGGCGCGAUUGGCGUGCCUAAUGCGUUUAUUCUUUCGGAUCCGGGUCACGUAUUCUCCGCUGAAGUGAGCGCGCACUCGUUCUACGUAGAGGAAGCGCACGUGUGUCAAGGAGGCACCGUGGUUCACGGAAACCACCUAGAACUGGAUCCAAAUAGCGGAGUCCCGCCGUUAGGCCGCGAUCUGACGCUGAUGUACCCUACAUCGAGUUCCAAGUGGCGCGUACAGCACAGUAGGGACUUCAUCUCUCGCAAACGCAAACUGCACCCGUCAAUGGGAGGGGUCCUGGUCUCGGAUUUGUGCAAUCUUUUCGGUGAGCCCCCACUGCAGCGGCCGAUCCCGCCUUCGCUCUUGCGCGAAAAACUGGGAGAUCCUAACUUGCGUGGCGACAACUCCGCUACACUCUUUAUGAGGAAUUUAAUUUCUCAUUCUCAGCCUCUUAGCAUUAGCAGUUCUUGGAUGAAAAUCAUGCCUCGACGAUCUCGCAGUUCCAGUUUCCUGAGAAUGAUCUGUAAGUUGCAUCAGAUGAUCAUGGGAAAGAAUAUUUUCCGAUUCAUUCUGUUUCAGUGAACGAUUCGCCUCUCUUGCAAACUUACGCCUUAAUAUUCUUUUGACCAUGAGGAGGAGCAUUACGAUUAGUUAGACCAUGAUUCAAUUAUUUCUAAGGGUUGUGCUAUGGUUUUCGACAACGAGCGUCGUGUGGGUUACUUUCGCUUCAAGAACGACGUUGAUGGCGAGAAGACAGCGAUGAAGCAGUUCGAAACGUUCACACGCGCUUCCACGGCGACGGGCUUGGGUAAACGGGCUUCAGUGCGCGCUAGCCUGAAAGCUGCUGAGGAGGAGGCGGAGAAAAAUAUGGCAAGGACACAAAUUUAAUGAUAGCCUGGUCAGUAGUCGUUGUUGCCGCUGAUCUUGAUGUCCUAGUACAACUCGUUAGUUUUUUACUUGGAUUCAUUCGGAUUGCAUUUGCAACCCCAAUUUCUUGAAUGUUGAUGAUGUAGCUGCAACGGAUCUAGAGAAUUUCUUAGAUAUUAGAGGAUGUCGUUGAGGUUGACGAUGGCAUAGACGUAGACUGAAGAUACUUUGGAGGUUGUCGGUCUCAGAUGUUCAGCCUUGUUCUAACCCAAGCUCGUCAGAAGAAAUGGAAGCAGAAGAUAGCCGCGACAUGCGCGAUGUGCUCAAGGACAAGGACACAGCCUACGUCAAGAUCGAACUGCCGAAAAAAGAGUGGCGCAAGAACGCCAUUCGUGAUGAAGACUUCCUUGGAGAACGCCUUGGAAGGGUGUCGAUAACAGCACCCUGAACAUCAAACACAAAGUAGAUUGUAUGGAAGACUAGAAUAGAGGCGAAGUGGUAAUACCGAUACUCGGUGACACUUUCCCUCGUCCUAGUCCAGAAGUAUGGAUGUACUUAUGUGAUUUACGAAGUAAGAUAUUGAUAUUCUUGGACUGAAACUGAAUGACACCAAGAAUUCUUAGCGCACGUACAUAAUAUCAAGUUCAAGUGGUACCAUACGCAUACGGUACUACACCGUAGAAACUUACAUGCAUAAGCAUGGAACUGGAAAAAUAAGGAAGAAUGAAUAUAUCAAAUAUGAACAAUUUGUAGCGAAUCAAUAUAUCUCAAUCUGAAUCUUAAAAUUAGGUAUUCUUCAUAACGCUAACGGUAACUACCAGUACUUGCACCCGGAGGACAAUGAACUAACACUAAGUGAUGUGUUUAUGAUCAUGAACACUUAUUAUCAUACAGCACGAUUCUGAUUCAUCUAUUAUUUUGACUACAAACUAACAGUAGCAUCUACAUCAUUUGCUGCGGUGUGGCAUAAUCAUUUUUCAGAUCGAAACCUCGUUAUUAAGUUGAAAUCCAUGAAAAUCCGGGAUAAGCAUCAAUCUACAAGAUUCCGUAAUCCAUCAUCUCAUCAAAGGAAUCAUGAACAGCAGGAGCAUUUGACUGACUUAUUAUCCGAAAUACGAAGACAUCAGAAUUCCAACAUCGUUAAGAGCUCACUAGAACUAGUACUACAGGUCGUCGCAACAUUAUUCGUUAGAAAUGAUUAGUGCAAGCCACGGAAGUGACUACUUCGGAAAGCCAAGAUCACCAUCUACUGUCAAGAUGAAAAUAGAAGAUGUACUAGUAGCUUCUACUUUAUGUAUAAGUAUAAGAUUGAAAACAUAAUAGUAAUAAAUCAUCAAUCAUGAACAUCUAGCACUGUCAUACGUCUAAGAAGGAAAAAAGCCAGUCGACUCAGCUCUAUCCAUAUACCAUAGCAGGGAGUAAUUUGGUAUGACGAUGAUCAUCUGAUGCACCUCAACGAAUUCACUAAUAAGAUUCAAGAUAGAACACUGGGAGUGAUCAGUCGGGUACAUCAUAGCAUUGAUUCUCCGAAUUUGCGAGCGUCUCAGAAAAACACUACGUCUCAGGACCUGCGCGUCGGACUUCUGAUGAGCUGAGUUUAGUUUUAGACUCAAGUGGAG